AUGACACCUCCAGUCCUAAUUAUUGGCGCCGGCCUAGGAGGCAUCUGUCUCGCUCAAGCCCUGCGCAGAAAUAAUGUCCCUUACAAAUUAUUCGAAGCAGAUUAUAAGAGCAAUUUCCGAACCCAAGGCUACAGACUCCGAAUUACCAAAGACGGCGUCAAGGCCCUCCAAGAUUCCCUAACGCCAGGGCUCUUCACUCUAUUCGAAGAGACAUGCGCCGAAACCGCCAGAAUGGGCAUCAGAAUCAAACCAGAUGGAACGCCCGCUCCUUCCACACUCGGCCUUGGACCUCCGCCACAGGCCAUGUCAGGAAGCGUGUAUACAGUCGACCGCAGCACGUUCCGCGAAGCAUUACUCCCCAGUCUAGAGAUCGAGGGAAAUGUCUUCUUCGGAAAGACUUUCGAUCACUACACCGUCGACGCCGAUAAAGUGACAGCCUUCUUCACCGACGGGUCAUCCGAAGAAGGAGCCCUACUUGUCGGCGCAGAUGGAGUUCGUUCGCGCGUUCGCAAGCAGUAUAUCCCCGAAUACCGGGGUAUCGACUCAGCCAUGCGCAUCAUCUUUGGAAAAACACCACUGAAACCACAGUUCCUGGCGAGCCUACCCGAAAGCUAUCACCGGGGGAUGAGUCUCGUCACCGAUCCAGAUGAUUCAUCCCAGCCUACAUUAUUGUUCGAAUCUAUCCGCUUCCCAUGCGCCGAUGAGAUCCCAUUGCCACUGCCAAAUACAUACAUGUAUUGGUGUCUCCUGGUGCGCGCAUCAGUGCUUCCAGUCUCAGAUACGAUAUCAUGGCAUGUGACGACACAGGAAGCGGCUAAGUUGAGCCGUUCUUUGACGAAGGGGUGGGAUCCUGCGUUGAGGAGUAUCUUUGAGAUGCAGGAUGAGUCGCAGGCGGCUGUCAGGCCAAUUCUGUCGGCUUUGCCAGAGAUCGAGCCGUGGGCUCCUUGUUCGCGAGUUACAGUUGUGGGGGAUGCGAUUCAUGUCAUGCCGCCGACAGGGGCGUUGGGUGCUAAUACGGCGUUGAGGGAUGCUGGGGAUUUGGCGAGGAGGAUUGUUGAGGCGGGUGGGGUUGAGGGUCUUGAUAAGAGGGUGAUUGGUGAUUAUGAGGUUGGAGUUAGAGAGUUUGCUAAGGCGGCGAUUGGGUUGAGUUGGCAGGGUGGGAUGAAUAGUUUUGGCUUGAGGGCUGCGGAAGAGUGUGAGCGGAUUCUAUUGUAA
Messenger RNA from Penicillium maclennaniae, 1215 nucleotides. RefSeq names its product FAD-dependent oxidoreductase. The coding region runs from base 1 to 1215 and encodes 404 amino acids. Lineage: Eukaryota; Fungi; Ascomycota; Eurotiomycetes; Eurotiales; Aspergillaceae. The record is from RefSeq and is a predicted model, not a curated record. The transcript has a single exon. Gene Ontology annotation, molecular function: FAD binding.